Paramecium sonneborni is the source of this 1824-nucleotide messenger RNA. Lineage: Eukaryota; Ciliophora; Oligohymenophorea; Peniculida; Parameciidae. The record is from the annotation of a GenBank genome assembly.
AUGCAAAGUCGAACAAGUUAAUCAGUUAAAUAGAUUGAUGCCGACCAACCAAUUCAGAAUACAUCUGAAGAUGGGAAAUUACUUAAAUCUGUUAGAAAGUUCUAAUAAAUAUCAUAAUUACUUACAGUAAAUGCACCUACUAGAACUCUUCCAGCUUACUAGUUAGAUUCUGCUCCUUUAAAAGAAUAUAAUCCUUAAAAAUAAUUGUCAAAAUAGAUUACAUUUGAUGAAGUCAAUGAUGAAGAAUUACAAAGAUAUAAAGCAGAAUGGCAUUGGGACGUAUUCUUUGAAUUUCUAUUUUAUCACAUACUAUUUUUUAUAUUCUUAGGACCUUUUGUUGUUUUAGUUCUAUUUAAAUAUCCAGGAAUAAUCUUAUUAAAAAAUAUGAGGUUUUUUAAACACUCCUCUGCAUUUUAUAUGCAAACUUUUUUAUGGAUAGGAUCUGCCUUAGGUGGUUUAAUGUAUUUCAUAUAAGAUAAAAGUGUUAUUACAUUGACAGAAAUUAUUUUCAUGUGGUUCGCUAUAUCCACUCGUUCAGUGGUCAUUGCAGCAAAAUAUGCUACUUUGAGUACUGCUAGAAUAAAAUUAUAUAAAACUGAAGAACUUCCUGAAGAAAUGUUUAGCUUUGAUCUAAUGUUUCAGGACUGGUUUGAACAAUCAUCUAAAGUGCUAUUUUUAGAACAAUAUAGAGCUUUAAGAAGACAUGAAUAGGAAUGCUCUUUAUAUAAAUUUGACUUUUUAUUAAAUCCAAAUCAAAUUACAUCUGAAGCCAUUAAAACCACUAAUGUAUGUUUUUAUAUUGAAUGGGCAAUGAAAUAAUAAAUGAAAUAAACUGAUCCUAUCAUUGAAAAUAGAUAUUAUAACGGUUUUCACGUUUUUGGUUAUUUAGUUACCUGUUAUCAAAAGAAAAAUCCUUAAUCUUCAUUAUUUAAAUAUAUGCUUAUAUUAUCUUUUUUUUAUAGCAUUUCUCCAACAUUCAUCAGAUUGUAACAUUUUAUGGAAAAUAUACCAGAUUGGCAAGAUAUAAUAAGAUUAAUAAUUAACUUUUUUACAUCAAUGCAGGCCUUUUUUGGUUCUGUAAUUUUUUUAGCUAUAGGAAUCUAUGAUUUUAGAAGAAAGUUCUUUUUACUUGAUCAAUGUCUCUAUAUGCUUUCAGCAAAAAAGGUAUCUUAUCCAACUGCUAAAAAACUGAUCCCUACAAUCAACUUUAAUAAUCCAUAAACUUUAUAAGCAUGGUCUAUUAUUAGAUCUUUAUCAUUUGAUUAUGGAUAAACAUAUAAUCUAAGAGUGUAAGGAUUUUAUUCGUUGAUUUUUGUAGCAAAUAUAAUCUUUAUAUUCCUGUCUUUAGGUUUAAUUUUAGAUCUAAUUCAUAUUGAUAUGUUUUAAUUAAUAUUGUUAGGUGAAAUGGCUUUAGUCUUAAUUGGAUUUACUUUAUAUUACUUGUAUUUAGGUGCUUCACUUAAUGAAUAUUUUGAUAGUUUCGAAACAUUGUUGGAUGAUGUAAAAUCAAUCUAUUUAGAUAUUUAAAGAAUGAGAGAAUAAUAUUUUUAAAAUAAUAUAUAACCAAUAAAUGAUGUACAUAAAAUUUUUUUUAGCAUCAUAAGAGAUUAGGUUGGAUUUGAUUUAGAUACUGUAAAAGUUUACAUAGAAUAGAUCGUAGAAGAAUUAGAUAACAAUAAAAGAUAAAUUGAUUAUGAUAGACGAAAUAAUCCAUUUAAAUUAUAUGGUGUUAUAAUUACUUUUAAUUUGUUAAAAAGUGCUGGAGUUGGACUUUCAACUGUAUUUAGUUAUGCAAUUUAACAAAGAUUAUAGAAAGUAAAAUGA